Messenger RNA from Clonostachys rhizophaga, 948 nucleotides. NCBI's taxonomy places the organism in Eukaryota, Fungi, Ascomycota, Sordariomycetes, Hypocreales, Bionectriaceae. The record is from the annotation of a GenBank genome assembly.
AUGGAUUCUAUUACAGAAUGGUCAGCCUUCAGCAGGGCCCAAAUUGAUGACGUUAUCCAAAGCGGCCUGCAGGACUCUCUUAGUGACACAAUCAAUUCCUACCUCAAGUCGAUCACAUUCCAGUACAUGUUUCAAGGACGGUCAGAAGAAUCUUUGGCUGGCCUAAUCUGUGAUGCCUGGUAUACGCUUAUUCAAGCAGGCAAGAACAUUACCACACAUGAAUUUCGUCAAGAUAUCAUUGUACGUGACCUUGUGGCUAUGAGAGCUCUCGGGUCCAUGCAAGAUUCGGUGCAAAGCAUCAGCCACGCGCAGGGAAUUAUUACCUUCUCUGACGGUUAUACGCUCUGGUCCGGCCUGCCUCUCCUCUCCAUGACUUUGACCGAGGAGUUUACCGAGCGAUACUAUCAGAAGGACCACUACAGUCCAGACCAGCGAGAGAAUAUGGCAGGUCUCCUUGCACGGCUUCUGGCUGCUGGUUUCUAUGAUGGUCCUGCUCUGUGUGCACUGUCACUGUUCCGGGAGACCUUGGAGACCCAUCGACCGUUGGUCAAGGCAGAUAUCAAGGAAGCCUCCGAUUCACUCUUGCCACUGGAGGAUCUGCUAGAAGCUCUUACAGACUUGCUUCAAAACUCGGGAUACAGUCUUGCCAUCUUGAGCGCCAGUACUACUAGCAAAAUCAAGACUAAGCAUGCAGAUCACCCUCACUUAUCUGGCCUCGGCGAGCUAGCACUGCAACAUGAUAGCAUCACUGAUUUAUCCCCCACUGGUUACAGCCCUCAGAGAUGGAGCUUCUGGGCAGAGCGGCUGAGGGAACUGAAAAGGUGCGGCGUUGAGAGCAUAGAGCGCAGAGCGAACUUUUGUCUGGGUUACAUGCAUUGCACAGGCGAUCAGACCAAGCUCCUCCCAGAGGUGAUUUGUCAAAACUCAUCCGGCUUUUGGGAGGAAUAG